Molecule: messenger RNA, 1689 nt
Organism: Trypanosoma conorhini
Lineage: Eukaryota; Euglenozoa; Kinetoplastea; Trypanosomatida; Trypanosomatidae
Exons: 1
Coding region: 1-1689 (562 amino acids)
Source: RefSeq, a predicted model, not a curated record
AUGGAGGAGGCGUCCACGUUGCCUGUAAGCGUCGGGGCCGCGACGCACGUGACGACGCCGUUUCCCGUUGGCUUUAUGCCCAUCACCCCAGAUGAGCUGUCGUCUCUUCUCGCUUCAGCGCGAGGCAGCAACGUGAACACACAGCCGCCCCCUAGUGCCUCAAAGGACAUCAAGAGGGCCAUGGAAAAGGUUCAGCCAUUCCACCCAGUGCACUUGAGGGGCUUUCUCCAGGGCUAUUUGUCCGGCCGCGCGCAUGUCGCAGAGGAGGCUCUUUCCAACAUUCGCCAACUGUCCGUGAGCGCCAACUGCGACUGGCUGUACCAGUGUCAGUUACACGCUCUGCGGCUGCUGCUAUCCGAAUUGGAGUCGCGUGGCGGCGGUGUAGUGCCCAAGAUGAGGCCCGGGGAUUUGCCGCUACUCUCCCAACUGCGCCGAGGCCUUGCGGAGUACCAAGGCAAGGCGCCGUGCAUCACCGUCAGCAACUGUCACUUUCUCUUUGUGGGCGACGCCAAUGCGGAGAGCCAAGGUAAAGGCAAACGUGAGUUUUACGCAAAGGUUUCAGUGCAAAAUGAAGGUGGCUCUAGCUGUGACGUUAGGGUGAGUGAGGUGCACACGUUUAUUGAUGGUCAGGCGGUUCCUGGCGACUACCUCGGCUGCGCACGUCUGGAGGAGCGCACACUUCGCCGUGGCGAGGCCACCACGUUUCACCUGGCCUUGAAGCCAAUUCCACGUCGUUGUCUGUCGGUGUUUGAGGCGGUCGUUGUGCUUAGUGUUGACACGUAUGUGAAGGUGUUUGUGACGUUUACCGUCGUGUCACAAAAGCAGAAACCAUUUGGUACAGGCUUUCCCCAGUGCCUCGCCAUCACAGUACAAGAUUCACCUGUCGGCGUUUACACCUGCCCCCUCAUUUUGCAGUUACUAAAGCAUCAGUUUAUUCGUCAACAGGGACUUGCAAGCAAAACCGUAGCUCGCCUGUUGGUUGGGAAGUCUGGGAAUUUCGCCGCUCAAAACCGUGAAGUCAUGCGGGAGGCGACACGUGUGAAGGAAAUAUUGGAGGAGGAUCUAGACUUUGCCGAGGUGCUGGCAACUUAUCGGUCCUCGUUACCGCAACAUAGCUGGGGAAGCGGAGAGCUGCCGUACUCUUCCGCACAGCCUGCGGGAUAUCUUCCCGGUGGUGUGUUGCCGACGGCCGUUGCCGCCGUUAGCAGCAUGUCAUGCUUCCCAAACGCUGCGACGCGGCUUCCCGCAGCUCUCACGAGCGCCCAACCCGAUGUUUUGAUGGGCCUGAUAUUGAUAUGGUUAGCUGAAUUAGAAGUGACCAUGUUUGAAGCCUCAUUGUUCGCCCAUGAGCCGAUGACUUACUUGGGAAUGGUUCCUCCGCAUUUGCGUGGCGUGAUCUUUUGGAUUGUCGAUCUCUGCGGGGGCCUGCUUCUUCACCAGAGCGUGAACGGGGUGUCGGUGCGGCACCUGGCACUGACCUUUGCUGCGGUGUUGAUGCGCAAAAAACGCUUGACGGAGGAGGGCAAAAGUGACAGCGUAUUCACGGAGACGGCUCUUGGACAGGGCGUGGGAAACCCUCGGGCUGACGCCAUACUUGCAGACGUCGCGCUUCAUCAGGCCGCCGUCAACGCAUUUGUGCACUGGAUUGCCGUCUACAGUGCCUCUUACAGGAAGUACUCUUCGCAGUGA